Messenger RNA from Humulus lupulus (European hop), 931 nucleotides. RefSeq names its product heat stress transcription factor B-2a-like. Gene Ontology annotation, biological process: regulation of transcription by RNA polymerase II. NCBI's taxonomy places the organism in Eukaryota, Viridiplantae, Streptophyta, Magnoliopsida, Rosales, Cannabaceae. Bases 91 to 816 code for a protein of 241 amino acids. Gene Ontology annotation, cellular component: nucleus. The record is from RefSeq and is a predicted model, not a curated record. Gene Ontology annotation, molecular function: DNA-binding transcription factor activity; RNA polymerase II cis-regulatory region sequence-specific DNA binding. The transcript has 2 exons.
UCCCUGCUAUAAAUGUCACUAGUACUUUCCUAGACAACUAAGUAUAUAUAAUACUUGGCUAGUUAAUUUGGUCAUAAAUAGUAUAUAUACAUGGCUAAGAAUGAAGUUAUAAGCAGUGAGGUGGUGAAUAAGAAUGGUGGUGGUAUGAGUAGUAGUAGUGCUUCUUCUUCUUCAGGCCUAGGAUUAGGGUUAGGGCAGUCGACUAGGGUUAAAAGUAGUCCAGCUCCGUUUCUGUCGAAGACGUAUGAUUUACUGGAGCUAGAAGAAAGCAGAGCCGUUGGAUUAAAUAAUGAUAAUAAUAAUGGUGAUGAUGAUGAUGAGAAUGCUAUGAGAUCAUCAAAUAUAGUUUCUUGGAAUGGAGAAGGCAAUGGCUUCGUAGUUUGGUCUCCUGCUGAGUUUUCUGAGCUAUUGCUUCCCAAGUAUUUCAAGCACAACAAUUUUUCCAGCUUCAUUCGCCAGCUCAAUACCUAUGGAUUCAAGAAAACUUCAUCCAAGAGAUGGGAAUUCAAGCAUGAGAAAUUCCACAAGGGGUGCAAGCACAUGUUGGUGGAGAUCACACGAAAAAAAUGCGAACCAAGCGUCUUUCCAGCCUUUCUAAAGCCAUCAUCCGAUGAGAACACGGCCGCCACUGCCACCGCCACCACCACAGCCGAGGAAAAUAGCCGGUUGCAACUCAUGGCUGAGGAGAACAAGAAUCUAAUGAAGGAGAAAUUAGAAUUGCAAACACAAAUUGCACAAUUCAAAGCAUUAGAGGAUAAGUUGUUGGAAUGUCUUGGUCACUACAUGGGGGACAAUAAGUUUAAGGGUUUUUGUUAAUUAGGUUCAAUUUGGUGUAUGUGUGUAUUAAUUGGUCAAGCCCAAAACAAAAAAGUGUUGUGUACUUGUGCAUUUUUGUUAUUAUUCUAAGUUAUGAUGUGGUCUCUAAGUUUAA